UCAACGCCGUUGGCUUGUGUGGCGGUACCGCUCUCAGAUUUCGAUUCUUUAUAACCUUCGCGCACCGAGUAAUUGCAAACGUGAGUUGGUGUGUUAGAAACAAACGCGAUAAUCGAGCAUUAGCAAUGUCCCGUAUAAUAAGAAUUGACGAGAACCAUGGGGCAGGAAAUGUGAGUGAAGGGAUAAAAAAAGUUGCUGCUGUUACGAAGCGUCCAGUGCUAGGGGAGCUGGGCAACAAAGUCAUCCGGAAUGGUUCUCAUGAGAUAAAAGUUGCUGAAAAGGGAACAACAUUGAAGGUUACGAAUUUGGGACUCAAAAAUGUGAAGGCGCGUGUCGAUACACGCUGGCGCAAGGAAGAGAUCUCAGCAGCCGCCGGCAGUACAAUCAUCCCCAAGAAACAUCUGACAAAGUCCGAUUCUAACAAAGCUGCCAAAAGUAACGAGAAGGCAGAGACGCUUAAAGGAUCCGAGCAAAAUCAAUCACAAAAGGCUGUGAAGGUGCAUGUUCAGUUGAACAACGGAAACGAGCUAAAACGAGUUGGCCUUAAAAGGGAAGAAAGUCAGCUAUCCUUGCGACAGUUGACGAAAAUUAAUCAAAAAACUGCUGCGGAUCAAAAAUGCCCUAAAAAUGGUGCCGCCUCGCUAAACGAAAUUGAAGCAUCUCUAACGACAAAGCAUGCCUCAACUCAGCAUCUGGAAAGAUUGGACACACAUUCGCAGAAAUUGUUGGAAAUUAUCGAAAACAUAGACGAGAACGAUGCAUGGAAUCCGAUGCUUGUAUCCGAGUACGCCAGCGAUAUCUACCGCUACCUGACUAAACUGGAAAGCACGCCCUGUUAUAUGCUGCAAGAAAACUUUUUAGAAGGUCAAGCCGAGAUCACCCACAAAAUGCGUAUCAUUUUGAUCGACUGGAUCAAUGAAGUGCAUAACCAGUUCAAGUUGGACAUCGAUACCUACCAUAUGACCGUUUCGGUCAUCGAUCGUUACCUGCAGAAAGUGCAAAAUAUUCCUAAGAAAAAAUUACAACUAGUAGGAGUCACAGCUAUGUUCAUUGCAUCAAAGUACGAAGAACUGUUUCCGCCAGAGAUCCAGGAUUUUGUUUUCAUAACCGAUGACACAUACCAGAAGUAUCAGAUUCUUGAAAUGGAAAAGGAAAUGUUGAAGGUACUCGAUUUUCAAAUGGGGAAGCCGCUGCCAACGCAUUUCCUGCGUCGCUUUUCAAAGGCUGCUAAAGCAUCCGACCUCAACCAUGUGUUGGCAAAGUACUUAUUGGAGCUGGCCAGCGUUGACUACAGUACGGCGCACUACAAACCAUCAGAGAUAGCCGCAGCAGCCCUCUAUGUAUCCCUAUUUCUAUUUCCACUGAACUGCACAACUGGUGCAAAGAAAGACAUUACCCCGGCGAGGAUUUGGAGUAAAACGCUCGAGCAUUACACACAAUAUAGUGUUCAAGACUUGGUUCCGAUCGUUCAGCGAUUAGCCAAGGUGGUGAAAACUGUACCGGAAAUGGCAAAGAAAAAGAUCAAAGCCCCAUGGCUGAAGUAUUCCUCCGCAAAGCUGCAAGGCAUUUCGACCCACCACAAACUAGGCGGACCAGAGAUAGACGCAUUAACAGAAGGAAAGCUUCGCUUCUAGAGCAGAGUCGAUGCAACAUGAUUUUAAGUGUGCACUAAUUAGAUUUUACUAGACUGGAUGGAUGAUGGAAUAUGAUCGAGUUCUAUCACCAUGACUGCUGUUUCAGUGUUUUAGACCCAUAGAAAACGUCACAGAUUCUUUUUACGCGAGUGACAACUAUUAGUAGAAUGUUAUUUUUUAUUUUUUUGUGUUUGAAAAAAAAACAGAAUGUGGGAUGGCGGCAGUAGCAAAAGGCUCCAAAUCUUUUAUAAGUGAACAUUAUCGACGAGAAGUGAAUCAAAUUGCAAAAUACUUUUUUCACUCACGAUAGGGCAUCGGAAAGAAUCUUCAACAUAU
Molecule: messenger RNA, 1970 nt
Organism: Anopheles cruzii
Lineage: Eukaryota; Metazoa; Arthropoda; Insecta; Diptera; Culicidae
Product: G2/mitotic-specific cyclin-B-like
Exons: 6
Coding region: 126-1634 (502 amino acids)
Biological process (GO): regulation of cyclin-dependent protein serine/threonine kinase activity; mitotic cell cycle phase transition
Cellular component (GO): cyclin-dependent protein kinase holoenzyme complex; nucleus; cytoplasm
Molecular function (GO): cyclin-dependent protein serine/threonine kinase regulator activity
Source: RefSeq, a predicted model, not a curated record